UCUGAGAGGGCCUUGGACACCAUGAAUUUUGAAGUGAUCAAAGGUCGGCCCAUUCGAAUCAUGUGGUCCCAGCGAGACCCUGGCCUCAGGAAAUCAGGGGUUGGGAACGUAUUCAUCAAGAAUCUGGAUGACUCCAUUGACAACAAAGCCUUGUAUGAUACGUUCUCAGCCUUUGGGAAUAUCCUUUCUUACAAGGUGGUUUGUGAUGAGAACGGAUCCCGUGGUUAUGGCUUCGUUCACUUUGAGACUCAUGAGGCAGCAAAUCGGGCCAUUGACACCAUGAAUGGGAUGCUGCUCAAUGACCGCAAGGUCUUUGUCGACCAUUUUAAAUCUCGUAGAGAGCGGGAGGCAGAAUUUGGGGCAUGGGCGAUGGAAUUCACCAGUGUCUAUAUCAAGAACUUUGGGGAUGAUAUGGAUGAUGACAGACUGCGGGAAAUAUUCUCCAAGUUUGGGAAAACGCUGAGUGUCAGAGUUAUGAUGGAUGACACUGGUCGCUCGAAAGGGUUUGAGUUUGUAGCCUCAGAAGGCUGUGGCAGACAUGAACGGGAAGAAGCCCAGAAGGCUGUGGCAGACAUGAACGGGAAGCAGAUCAAUGGCCGGAUGGUGUUCGUUGGCCGAGCUCAGAAGAGGAUGGAGCGUCAGAGUGAACUGAAACGUAAAUUUGAACAGAUCAAACAGGAGAGAGUGAGCAGAUACCAGGGGGUGAAUUUAUAUGUGAAGAACCUGGAUGAUGGUAUUGAUGAUGAGCGGCUGAGAAAGGAGUUCUCUCCAUAUGGUACCAUUACUCGUGCAAAGGUGAUGACAGAGGGUGGACACAGCAAAGGGUUUGGGUUUGUAUGUUUUUCCUCCCCAGAAGAGGCUACCAAGGCCGUGACAGAAAUGAAUGGACGGAUCGUCAGCACCAAGCCUUUGUAUGUUGCCCUCGCUCAAAGAAAGGAAGAAAGAAAAGCAAUUCUCACCAACCAGUAUAUGCAGAGACUGGCCACCAUGAGGGCCCUGCCUGGCCCUCUCCUUGGCUCCUUCCAGGCACCCACAGGGUACUUCUUGUCUGCCAUCCCACAGCCACAAACCAGAGUUACUUUCUACAGUCCUAGCCCAGUUGCCCCAGUCCGUCCUGCCCCUCGGUGGAGCACACAGCCCUCCAGGCCUCCCUCCUACCACGCGGCUACUCUAAUCCUGAGGGCUGUAGCUCCACCUAGGCGCCUGCUAUCCAACAUCAGCACCAUGAGACAGGCAUCUACCCAGGUGUCCCGAGUGCCACCGCAUGCCCAGAGAGUGGCCAACAUAGGGACCCAGAUGCUUGGUGCCCGUGCACCCACCUCACCAUCCCUGCUGCGGGACGUGCCACAGUAUAAGUUCUCCUCAGCAGUGAGGAACAUCCAGCCGAUGGGAAGCGUGGCACCUAUGCUGGUACAACAGGCUGGAGAACCUGCUGUUCAUAUUCAUGGGCAGGAGCCUCUGACUGCAUCCAUGCUCGCUGCAGCUCCCCCUCAGGAGCAGAAGCAAAUGCUAGGUGAACACCUUUACCCCCUAAUCCAUGCCAUGCAUGCCUCCUUGUCUGGGAAGAUCACAGGAAUGCUGCUAGAGAUUGAUAACUCGGAGCUGCUGAGUUAUCCAGUGGCAAAAAGUUCAUGA
Messenger RNA from Chelonoidis abingdonii (Abingdon island giant tortoise), 1635 nucleotides. The record is from RefSeq and is a predicted model, not a curated record. NCBI's taxonomy places the organism in Eukaryota, Metazoa, Chordata, Testudines, Testudinidae.